Messenger RNA from Cucumis melo (muskmelon), 733 nucleotides. RefSeq lists its product as uncharacterized. The record is from RefSeq and is a predicted model, not a curated record. The transcript has 4 exons. NCBI's taxonomy places the organism in Eukaryota, Viridiplantae, Streptophyta, Magnoliopsida, Cucurbitales, Cucurbitaceae. Bases 125 to 607 code for a protein of 160 amino acids.
GGCCCAACUUCCAACUGCCAUUCCCAAUCCCAUCAUCAUCAUCAUCUCAUUCCAUCUAUUCACAUAAAUAUAUCAUCUCCCCUUUCUUUCUUGGUUAAUUUUCCUCACCCUCCCUUUCAGUCCAAUGGCUUCCCCAAUUACCUUCCUCCCCGUUGUUCUUGCUCUUGUUGUCUCGCUCCGCUGUCCCUCAGUUAAUGGUGAUCAAGAGAUUCCUGGACAAAUGGUGGUUGAAUCCUUCAAAUGCUUUGACAAUAAGUUUAUAUACAAUGGUUGUGAAAGUGCUUAUAGAUUGAACCCAAGUGGGAGUUUCAAUGUCCCUCCUGAGGCUACUAACCUAUUUUGCAAUGGACCAUGUUUGAUCGAAACACAACUUUUGCUCAACUGCCUUGACAACAGUUUUCAUAACUUCUUGUUCUACAACAAAGCCACCGCACAAAGCGUUCGAAACGCCCUUCGUAUUGGCUGCAGCUUCUCAAGCCAAAGAGGGAACUUCAAUCAAGGAUUGUUCAUGCAAGGUGAAUUAAGUAAAGCUCACACCUUCCAAGAAUGGUUCUUCCUCCAUUAUUCUUUUCUUCUUCUUGUUGGCUGUUGUUUUCUCAUCUUAUAACAAUAUCUUUCACACUAAUAUACAUAAAAAGGGAACAUUAUAUUAUUUUGCAUCAUAACAUUAAUUUAAACUUCACUCUUCUUUCUUCAAUGGGCAAAGAAGAGCAGCCAAAGCCAUUUCUCUCCA